CCUUCAGUUUCGAACGAACGAAAAUGCGCGCUCUAACACUUACCGCUCUGUUGUGCCUCGUCGCCGCCGGCGCAGCGCAAAGUCACGACUUAUACCUUGGACAUAUCCUCUACCGCGACGUGCCUUUAUACACCAUCAACGAGUACAAAUAUGGAUUCCCCUUGAUCGUCAGAACGAGCAUUAUCGAGUACCCUGAGGCAGGCAUCAAGAACUUCGCGUACAUAACUGCGAUUGUCGUUAAAGACCAUUAUACUGAUGGCAAUGGUGGGUUCCCUGCGGUGGUAGCGGGCGGUGUUGGACAGAGGUUCGCCAAGAUCAAACUGAAGAGUCAAAGAAGCCACGGUUUUAACUUUACGGUGACGAUCUUCGGUAGAUACUGACUAGAUGCCAAAAUGUAAGAAUCCCGAACAAUGAAGAUAUGGUGUUUUAUAGUCAAUUGUUUAAAAUAGUCAAGUUAUAAAAUAUUGUGGUCUUAUAAGAGUCUAUUUUGUAUCUAGAUAUCAAGUUGUUAAUUUAAAAGCAUUGUUUUUGUUUAAAAGCCAUGGUUAAUGGCCUUAUAAGUGUAAUGUUAAUUAUUGUAUGUACAUGUGAACGUGCCAAAAAUAUUUCUUAAGAUAUAUUUUGUUAUGUUAUAAUAAACAUUACUAACAGA
Messenger RNA from Manduca sexta (tobacco hornworm), 652 nucleotides. Its product is annotated as probable salivary secreted peptide. The record is from RefSeq and is a predicted model, not a curated record. The coding region runs from base 24 to 380 and encodes 118 amino acids. The transcript has a single exon. NCBI's taxonomy places the organism in Eukaryota, Metazoa, Arthropoda, Insecta, Lepidoptera, Sphingidae.